Striga asiatica is the source of this 2376-nucleotide messenger RNA. NCBI's taxonomy places the organism in Eukaryota, Viridiplantae, Streptophyta, Magnoliopsida, Lamiales, Orobanchaceae. The record is from the annotation of a GenBank genome assembly.
GUUCAUACUUGGUAUCCUCUAGGCGUAGAGACCAACUGACCAACUCAACUUUAGAAAACCUUCCCAGUCAAACGAAAACUAGGUUUUCCAAAGGGGAUAUUGACUUAGAGUAGACUAGCAAGACAACAAUGGCGUCUACACUCUGUAAGCACUCACCAGCUGCUCCACACCUUUGCUUCCCAUCCAACAGAGUCAUCAGAUACAGAUUACCCCUCCGCUCCUUCUGUCAACCAAACGCAACGGCCAUCCGCUGCUCCCUCCGCCGGCCGGAGUACAUCCCCAACCACAUUCCCGACCCUAAGUAUGUCCGCAUAUUCGACACCACGCUCCGCGACGGCGAGCAGUCCCCCGGCGCCACCAUGACCACCAAGGAGAAGCUCGACAUCGCCAGGCAACUCGCUCGCCUUGGGGUCGACAUAAUCGAGGCCGGUUUUCCGGCCUCUUCUGACGCCGACUUUCAAGGCGUUCAAUUGAUCGCGCGCGAGGUCGGAAAUGCGGAUACAGAUCACGUGCCCGUCAUCUGUGGCUUGUCCAGGUGCAACAAGCGGGACAUCGAUAGGGCUUGGGAGGCGGUUAGGUUCGCCAAGAAGCCCAGGAUUCACACUUUCAUCGCUACUAGUGAAAUUCACAUGAAGUUCAAGCUGAAGAUGACCCCAGAGCAGGUGAUCGACAAGGCUAGGAGCAUGGUGACUUAUGCACGGAGUUUAGGGUGUGAUGACGUCGAGUUCAGCCCGGAAGAUGCUGGAAGAUCAGACAGAGAGUUUCUUUAUCAAAUCCUGGGAGAAGUUAUUAAGGCUGGUGCAACAACUCUUAACAUCCCUGAUACAGUCGGCUAUACUUUGCCCAAUGAAUUUGGACAAUUAAUUGCUGAUAUAAAGGCAAACACUCCUGGAAUUGAAAAUGUGAUUAUUUCAACUCACUGUCAGAAUGACCUUGGACUUUCCACUGCUAAUACUUUGGCGGGGGCAUCUGCUGGUGCAAGGCAACUGGAGGUAACUAUUAAUGGCAUUGGUGAGAGAGCUGGUAAUGCCUCACUGGAGGAGUUUCUCUAUGGUGCUCUAAUAUACCAAGAGCAAAACCUAAAAGUUAUUGAUACAAAAGAAGAACCUAAAACCAGAAUUUCAUUUUACGAGUUACAAGGAAACUUCAUUGUCAUGAAUGGCAUUACCUUUUCCUCUAUCCAAGUUGUAAUGGCCUUAAAAUGCCGUGGAGAGCAAAUACUGGAUGGCCUUUACACGGGGAUCAAUACGCAACACAUUAUUAUGGCAAGCAAGAUGGUAGAAGAGUACAGUGGGCUCCGUGUGCAACCACACAAAGCAAUCGUUGGAGCUAAUGCUUUCGCUCAUGAAAGUGGAAUACAUCAGGAUGGAAUGCUUAAACAUAAAAACACAUAUGAAAUUAUAUCUCCUGAAGAUAUUGGACUUCUUCGUUCCAAUGAAUCUGGUAUAGUGCUUGGAAAACUCAGUGGUCGCCAUGCUUUAAAAGCCAAAAUGUUGGAGCUUGGGUACGAUAUUGAUGGAAAGGAACUUGAUGAUCUUUUUGCGCGUUUCAAAGAUGUAGCAGGAAAUAAAAAGAUUAUCACUGAUGAUGACUUGGUCGCCCUAGUCUCAGAUGAAGUUUUCCAGCCACUCGUUGUUUGGAAACUUGAAGAUGUUACAUGUGGAAGUCUUGGUCUUUCAACGGCCACAGUCAAACUCAUUGAUGCUGAUGGCAAUGAGCAUAUUUCUUGUUCAGUUGGAACUGGACCGGUUGAUGCUGCAUAUAAGGCGGUUGAUCUUAUUGUUAAGGUUCCUGUGACACUUCUUGAAUAUUCCAUGAAUGCAGUCACCGAAGGCAUUGAUGCUAUUGCCACAACAAGGGUUUUAAUUCGUGCAGAAAAUAGCGUUACAUCAACCCAUGCUUUGACCGAGAAGCCUAUCGACCGUGCAUUCAGUGGCACUGGAGCAGCUAUGGAUAUUGUUAUCUCGAGCGUUCGAGCCUAUGUUGGUGCACUCAACAAGCUAUUGGGCUUCAAGGAUCGAUCAAAAGCUGUGGAUCCUAAUGAAAGCAAGUUGUUGCAUACAUACAGAUGAAGCAAGUUUGUUUUGUUUGUCUAAUAAUGGUGGUCAGCGUGAGAAAUGGGGCCUUGGAUGAAUGUUGGAGAAUAGACGGAGUGUUGUAUUUAUUGGAAAACGUAUUAUUUGCAUUGUAUUUAAUGUAUUUGCUGCAACUUGUAAAAUUCGAAUAUAGCAUAUUAGAGCUACGAUGAUGUUUGGUUGAUGUUGUAAAAGCUGGUAAAAACAUCUUUAUUUUCUCUAUUUGCGGGUUACCACGUGUUUAGAAAUUGCGUCAAACACUUUCAUGAUUUGAUAAAUGUAGCUCUCUUUAUAUUUAACG